AUGUAUGGCUUCGACUCUCGAACCUUUUUGACGAUGGCCUUGGCCUUUAGUCAGGUACACGCCUCCUGGUCACCUAUAACCGGCCACGACUUCGACUUCACCGCGGUCUAUGAGUCUGGACAUAAGCUAACCCCAUCUGAUCCGCCAAAAGACGUCUUGUCCGCACAGGAUAUUUUGUUUGAGCGACCGGCAGUCGUACUCGGAGACCCGGACACAACUGGGCGUAACGAUCGGUAUAUCGCUUUCCUAGAAAUAUCAUACGUACCGUCGAUCCAAAUGCUUGACAACAUUAUUUACACAUUCCCAUGGAUCAAGACGAAUCUGAUAGUGACGAAAAGCGGCACGCUGAGCGAUGAGCUAUGCGAAUCAAUAAGCAUAUCCCGUCCGGAUUACAUACCGAGCUCUGAGGUGCGGAACGCAACCAUGCACGUCUGGAAGCAGAACCCCGAGCUGAUUCGCUUCAUCGAGGAAGACAAUCUUCUCAUAUUCUGGCAGCUAGCGCGCGUCUGGUCUAAUAGCACCAUCAAUGUCGACCUAAACUUUCCCCGCGCCAAUGUUGAUUUCAAGGUGCGCAACGAGACCGGCGAAUUUAGGGGUGACGUCGACGAAAACGGUGCAAAAAUUGAGGGAUAUGUCUCGACUUCAACAUCGGCCGGUGUGACGGCAGCCCCGACCGAUGCGCCCAGCACGCCUACUGGAUCCGGCUCGGCGCCGGGGUCUACGACAACGGGUGCGGGAGGACCCACCGAGACUCCUAAUGCUUCUUCGCAUCAGCUCAUCUCAGCCUCCUGGCUUAUGACUGUCUCGGGGGUGCUGCUUCUCACCUCAGCAAUUGCUGCUAUCUGA
Daldinia decipiens is the source of this 846-nucleotide messenger RNA. RefSeq lists its product as uncharacterized. Lineage: Eukaryota; Fungi; Ascomycota; Sordariomycetes; Xylariales; Hypoxylaceae. The transcript has a single exon. The coding region runs from base 1 to 846 and encodes 281 amino acids. The record is from RefSeq and is a predicted model, not a curated record.